CUUGGUUCUCUUGCGGAGAGAGAAUCCGCGAGAGGUGAAGGACCUCGGGAAGUCGCCGAUCGCGCGCGAUAUCCGUCCCGACCUCUCUCCGCGGGACCGCGCCAGAAAUCUAUAUUUUCUGGGAACGCAAUUUCGCAGGCAGCAGAACAGCGAUUCGCGUGCCUUCGCCUAUUUAUUUGCGCGCCUCGUGACUCGGGCGCGGGAGGAACAUCGGACGAUAACCCCUGGAUCCAUAAAAAUAAAGACGCCCAAGACCACACGUCGUCCACCAGCUGGAGAGUUGUGCGAGUAAAGAUUCUUCGUCGCGCCAAACGAUAUCUCGAUCUCUCAAAAUUAUGCCGUUUUCGGUACCGCUGCCUGACGCAACGAGGCGACCGAUAUUCAGCGUUAUUUUCCGCCGACUGUCGUUGACUUUUGAAUCCAGCCGCCGCGCACUUUCAGUUCAAUCAGACUCGAAGGUUCGCAAGAGAACAAUGUAGCGUGUAAAAUCGCUAUCGACAAAUUGAUCGUGUGUCGAUAUUUAUUAUACGCGACAUAAUCUAUGCACGUGCAGCGCGACAAUAAUUUGACUCGAGCCACGUUCGUCUCUUCCGUAAACUUCGGCUGAGACGAGAGUGGUUCGUGUUCAGCGAUUGACGGAAGAUCUCUGGGCGAUCUCCUGUCAGGAUGUUCCACCGCGAUUCGCUCCAAUCUCGCCGACGUUCAAGAUUCUAUAUUGAUUUGCGCAUUUGUUUACGUCGCGUCCUCGUGCGAGCGCGCUCGUCGUGUGACGCGGUUGCACUCGUUGCUGCGUCACGUGCGUCACGAAGUGCGAACGGAGAUGCACGAGCGGAAACCGAGUAAAGGUCAGUACACACACACGCACACACAGUGCGUGAUCAGUGAGGUGCGUCGCGCGUCGGUUGUGUCGCGCGUCGGUUGUGUCGCGCGUUUUUCGGCGUUCAACGGAAUAUCGUUGCUACGGUGAUAAAUUGAACGUCAGCGUAUUCCUCGUAGCAGCUCAAGGCCCAUGUUCUGAGCAUCGAUCAUAAAUCCUCUCACGUGACCCCGAUCUUAUCGAUCUAGUAUGAAAUCACGAAAAGUGAAUAAUUUUGCGGUACCUCGGGAGACGAUCACGAACCUCUUCUUAUAAACUUGUAAAAAAAUUAACAUCUCCAUAUGUAUCUUCAAGGUUAGAUUUUUACCUCACGAGCUCACAUCAGUGGAAAAGAUUCGUAAUUGAUUCUCGAUAUUUAUCGUUAAAAGCACCUCGUGACUCCUUCUGAUUGACUGUAAGCCACUUUUGGGCCCAAGUGUUGGCAGAAAAAAUUACGAGUCGCGCGUUGCUGAUGCGCGUGUGUGAAUAAACCUUACGAAUCUCGAUUUUUCCGAGCAAAACCGCAGACGGGUAUUCAAACGCGGACGAGAUCGCACGCGCUAUGCCAUCGUGACACAGGAAUCAAGCCAUCCCGAAUAUUGCGGAAUAAUGUACACGAACGCGGAAUCUCCAAGCAAUACAUCAGAUUCACCACCAUCAGUAAGCCCACUCUCUUCAUCUAUUGUGCUACAACGUGAGGGGAUUGUGAGUCAGCCACUGAGCGCUCCUGCAUCACCUCUGUCUUCCCUAUCAUCACCAGUAACCCAGUUAAACCUACCAUCACCUGGGGACUGCACCCAAGAUCCCAAUUGGCAAGCGACAAAGCCUACAGUACGAGAACGGAAUGCAGCCAUGUUCAAUAAUCAUCUCAUGGCUGAUAUUAUAUUCAUUGUUGGCAGUCCAGGCCACACACAAACGAUACCAGCACACAAGUACGUCCUAGCUACCGGCAGCUCUGUAUUUUAUGCUAUGUUCUAUGGAGGAUUACCAGAAAAUAAGAGAGAUAUAGAAGUGCCUGAUGUUGAACCAGCUGCAUUCCUCGCGCUGUUGAGGUAUAUGUAUUGCGACGAAGUGCAGCUUGAAGCGGACACGGUUUUGGCGACGUUGUAUGUCGCGAAGAAGUACAUAGUUCCACACUUGGCGCGAGCAUGCGUCAAUUACCUGGAGACGAGCCUGACGGCGAAGAACGCGUGUUUACUUCUGAGCCAGUCUCGUCUGUUCGAAGAGCCGAAUCUCAUGCAACGUUGCUGGGAGGUGAUCGACGCACAAGCAGAAAUGGCACUAAGAUCCGACGGUUUUGUGGACAUUGACAUUCAUACACUCGAAUCAGUCUUGUCGCGAGAGACGCUGAACUGCAAAGAGAUACACAUAUGGGAUGCUGCGUUACGAUGGGCUUCCGCAGAAUGUAUCCGACAAGAUCUUGAGCCAACUCCUGCCAAUCAAAGGCAAUUGUUAGGAUCUGCCUUGUAUUUAAUUAGACUUCCCGCAAUGAAUCUGGAAGAAUUCGCAAACAGUGCAGCACAGACUGGAAUUCUAACGCAUCAAGAGACAAUCGAUGUGUUUCUGCACUUUACAGCUAGCAACAAACCACAACUCUGUUUCCCCACCAAACCACGUCAAGGAUUGAAAACUCAGGUGUGCCAUAGAUUCCAGUCUUGUGCAUAUAGGUCGAAUCAGUGGCGAUACAGAGGCCGUUGUGACUCGAUCCAGUUUAGCGUCGACAAGAGGAUAUUCGUGGUGGGUUUCGGAUUAUACGGGAGCUCGUCCGGUGCUGCGGAUUACAACGUUAAAAUAGAACUUAAAAGACUCGGGAAUGUCCUCGCGGAAAACAACACCAAAUUCUUCUCCGACGGCUCGAGCAAUACGUUCCACGUUUACUUCGAAAAUCCGAUACAGAUCGAGCCGGAAUGUUCGUACACGGCGAGUGCGAUAUUGGACGGCGGGGAAUUGAGUUUCUUCGGUCAAGAAGGCAUGUCGGAGGCGACGGUCGGCAGCGUGAACUUUCAGUUUCAGUGUAGUUCCGAGAGCACGAACGGCACCGGCGUCCAGGGUGGACAGAUUCCCGAAUUGAUUUUCUACGGGCCGCCGUCUGACGACUGACGGAAGAUCGCGACGGAACUUAUGGUCUAAUCGCGUGGCUCGCAACGAAGCAUAAUAUUCGAGUCACUCCCGACAAAUGGAAGCCUGUCGCCAAAUUCUCAGACAGGGAAAACGUGUAUUCAAUAGGUGCACUCUAACGAUCCGGUUAUUCAACAUCCUAAACGAAAGUUUCACAAAAUUCCACAAGAAUUGCGGAAUGAAUAGAACAAGAUUGCGUGCAAUAUUUUAACAGAUGCAAGCUUCAUCGAGUCUAUAUGUAUAGAGUUAUAGUUAUCUUCUAUUGUAGAUAUGUACUAUUAACUUAAGACGACGGCGUUUCAGCGGACUUAACAUUUUUAACGUGGAAUUUUUUAGUCAUUUCUCCAGUCAUUUCUCAUACGUCUCUGUUAAUUAAUCCGUUCAUUAAAUUUAUGUCGAAGCACAGUAUUGAAAGUUAAUGUUUCAAUUCAAAAGAUGAUACCAAAUUUUAAUAUGAACAUGCAAUAUAUUACUAACGUCAGCGUAACUUGUUACAAAAUUAUAUUUUUGUAACAGGUGGAGACAGUAUUAUACUAUUGUACAGUAUUAUACAAUUUAUGAAGGCAACAAUUAAUAUAUGUUUAGAGUUUGAUUCAUGCUAAUUUAAAACUGUUAACGAAUCUCUGAAUUUUUAACAUUGACAUCAACAUCGUAUUUAUAUCGAAUAAACAUUUAAUUAUGAUUUCAAGAACAUUUCUGAAACGCCUUAACAUAGCAUUAUUACGAUCUCGUUCAUGAACGAUUGUGUGAACAUUUUUGGGAGAGAGUGCAUCUAUUUUUCUAUGCAUACUCAAUGAAUGCAUACUUUUGUGGAUUUGCGUGACAGAUCUAAUUUCUUCUCUUGUAGCAAGUAAAGAGAAAUGGCUAUUCAAAAAUUGUAAAUAUUUGAAAUAAGAGUAUAAUAUAGAGAAAAGAGAAAUUCAUGCGUAAUAACGUAUUGUGACAAAUAGAAUAAAGCAAUGAACAUUAGAAGGGCCAAUUAAAGCAAUUAUUGCUGAGCUCUAUACAAAAUAAUUCUCCUGUAUUAGAACAAUAAUAAAGGAUCGGUUUUAUGUAAUAAUUUAUUCGCUUUUACGUAAAAAAUAAAUUUGUAAAAAAUUUACAAGAUUUGUUUUGUAAUUAAUAAUACAUAAGUUACAUGAAGAAUUUCUCAAUAUCCGCGAAAUAUUUUAUAAAUAUUUAUAGAGUUGGACCUUCUAGUGUAAAAAAGCGUAAAAACAAUUUACAAGGAAGCUAUAAGUGCUUCAUAUUAGUUAUGUAAUUAUAUAUAGCUAUGUAAGUAUUACAAAAGUAUCAAUUGUUUACUUUAAAUGCGACCAAUACGGCAUUUAACAUUCUGAGGUUUAGCGUUUUAUUUAUUUUCUUUUUAUAGAGAACAUCAAUAUAAUCACUUAUUUAUAAAAUUGAUUUCUUUAUUGUUGCAGUACUUUUUUCAUUACUGUUACUUAUUGUGCUUAAUGCUACAUGUUAACCAAAAUUUACUACAAAUGAUUAAAAAAUCGAAUUAUAAAAUGUCGCGGACCUCAGAAGGUUAGACGUGAGCAUCAAUUUGUUAAAUACUCUCUACAAACUAUUAGAUUAUAAUUUAUAUCUUCCAUUUUUCAUAUCUAAUUCACUCUAUAAAGUAUUAAACUCUGUGUAUUAUACUGAGUAUUAUACUGCCAAGUAAUAUAGUUGAAGAACUUGUAUUUUUCAUUGUUCUAAUCGUGGGUCUGCUUGUAAAUUUUCAUAAAAUACGGAAUAUUUCUCUUUCGACGACAUCAUGUGUGUGCACACAUCAUAAUAUACAUAUAUAUAUAUAUAGUAAUCUAUUACUAUAACCCAAUGAUAUUUUAAUUAUUGAUUUUUAGACGAGUUUAAAAAUCGAUUUUGUCUGAUGGAAAAAUCGGUUUUGGUCAAAUCCGUCGAAAAAAUCUGUUAUCCGAAAAACAAUGAAGUAGUUGCGAAAUACUUUGUAUACAAAACAAGAUGUGCAUAUGAAAUCUAAAAAGUACAAGAUAUUGCUCUUUUGCGUAGUUAUUUUUUCAAACAAUGGUUGCAAUUUUAUGAUAGAAAAUAUGAUUUUAUUUUUAGAAGCAUAAGACAAUCUAGUAUACUAAAUACAAGUCGAGAAUGAUAAUAUGAAAAUAUAAAAGUACAGACUUUAACUUAUUCUGGAGUUCUUUAACUUGUAAUUUCGAAUUUGAUUAUUAGAUUGAAAACUUUGAAACUUUCUUGAAUCUCUAUAUGCAAAUGAUAGUUCUGCUUUAUUAUAUGUCAUUUUAUCCAAAUAUAAUGCGCUAUAAAUGCAUUUUAUAUGAUUUUAUAGUUUCUAUUUGCUCAUAAAAAAAGAAGUAAAAAAAUGAUCUUUUAUUCUUAAGAGUUUUAAACGUUGCAUAUAUAUUAUGUUUGAACAAAAUAAAAAGAUAAAUAUCUCUAUACUAUUCCACAUUUUAAUAUUAAAGAAAGAUAUAUAUAUAAAACAUACAAAGCCCCAUAUACAUCAGGAGGCACCAAAGUUUAUUUCGCAAGAUAACAGACAUUAGAACGUGUAGAAAAACGUAAUACUAAUAGCAAUAUCUUACAUAUAAAUGAUGCCUUUCCACAUAAAUUAUAUAUAUAUAUAUAUAUAUAUAUAUAUAUAUAUAUAUAUAUAUAUAUAUAUAUAUUUAUAUUUAUAUUUAUAAAUGUAUAUAUACACAUAUAUAUACAUAUAUAUAUAUACAGACAUAUACAUACACAUAUACACAUUUGGCAAAUGCCAAUAGGAAAAUAAAUACGUAAAUAAACUUUUGAAGCUAUGUCUCUGUAACCGAUUUAAAAUUUACGCUUUAUUAAUUAAAAAGUAGAAAAGUCGUAUUUGUUUAAGUUAGCUUUUUUAUUUUCCUGAAUAAUAAAACCGACUUAACCCAUUCCUUAACGUAAAUUAUGCUUUUGUGUUCAGUUGGUGUUAACAGUUGGUUAAUUACAUUAUCGAAGUAUUGUAAAUAAUAAAAAUGUAAUAAAAAUAAUAAAAAUAA
Molecule: messenger RNA, 5973 nt
Organism: Odontomachus brunneus
Lineage: Eukaryota; Metazoa; Arthropoda; Insecta; Hymenoptera; Formicidae
Gene: lute
Product: BTB/POZ domain-containing protein 6
Exons: 7
Coding region: 1466-2956 (496 amino acids)
Biological process (GO): neurogenesis
Cellular component (GO): cytosol
Molecular function (GO): protein binding
Source: RefSeq, a predicted model, not a curated record